GACUUCUACAAAAACAUUGAAAGUGCUGUAAAAGACAUUCAAACAAUGCUGGAUUCAAAGGUAGCGGCACGUUGGUACCAACUGGGGAUUACCCUGGGUGCCCGAGUGAGUGACUUGGAGAUGAUUCGGCUGGAGAAACAACCUGCCCUGGACUGUGAGAGGAUGAUGCUUCAGGAAUGGCUGAGAAACUGUGACAACACCACCUGGCAACGGCUAGUUGAUUCAGUUGGACAUGUAGCUGGUGGAAACCACCAGCGACUGGCCAGGACUCUGUCAGAGAAUAAACAUACCUAGCUAGUUGUAUAUACUGCAUGCAGUGUCUUUUUAUACAACACCAUUCAUGAUUUGAAAAUUCGUGGGGUUUUUGGUAAACCUAUCCAGGGCUGUUGGUAAGUGUGGAAUUUACAAAACGUAUAUAUGAAUAAUGGAAUUUCCGGGAUCGGAUGUUGACAAAGAGAGUCUGAACAGUGGUCGUUAAAGCAGUUUGCAGUCGCUGAGCGCCAUGGGUAAGUUUAUUGCAAGGCCUCGCGACGUUCUGCGCAGGCGGGCGCGGCGGGCGGCCUUCAUGUUCAGGGCAGGGCAGGUGACUGGCUACGGCCUGUUUGUCUUCAGCCAGAUCUAAAGGAGAUCAAGUAUUGGACGAAAUACUCAAGAAAGUUAGUGACGAAGACGAGGAGACUUUGAGCUUGAUGAUAGUGCACUGCCCUAUCUGUACCGUGUCAUCUACUCUUUAUCACCCAAGUGGCAUGGAUUUCUGCUUACAAUUGGAUGUUCCAGAUCUAGACCAAAUAAAGAAAAAUGGAACCGUUGCUGAUGAUUGCUUAGUAAUCGCUCUCCAGAGCUGGUUGAAGGAAGGUACUGCGACAUGGAGGAACCUCAUCGGGCUAUUUUCCUACCAGCUGGUGGAGGAAAUCAGGUGUUAGCUAUAAAGAUCGCCAGCUCGUUCAAAGAAAUCCGAUGCUCCAAACCAAUUGAACAGGCUCAAUCUGCUAGCAAAGCUGUCAUUUGGGAUCAGAGUAGUGAAACAACUGUACAGAAUGUGGUAAAAGAGAUCCAAGCAGUGCUGGGCAACACUGUGACAGCUCGCUGGUAUCAGAUGGGCACAGUCCUGGGUGCUCCAGUCGGUGAUCUGGAGGGCAUUCGGGUGGAUCAAAAUGCCUCCCUCAUUGACAAGCAACGUAUGAUGCUGGAAGCAUGGCUAUUGUCCAUUGAAAGCAGUGAUGACAGUAACAAGACAUGGCAGUGGCUCGUGGAUUCUAUUGGCCAUCCUGCUGGAGGGAAACAUCCGAAAAUGGCCUCAAAAAUGGCCAAACUUCAUCCAGCCGAGAUUGUUUCAUCUGAUCAACCGCCAGUAACUGCUCACCAAAACCCAGCUGGACCCAAAAGUGUUGUUUCAGAAAAAGUACAAAGAAGUAUGCGACCAAAUAUGGUGAAGCUGCUGAGUUUUCCGACUUCCGAGGGUUACAAGAACCUAGCUGAACAGAUUGGAGGGAAAUACAGGGUCUUUGGAACCAUUAUUCUCAAUGAUGAGUCACACGCCAUCAUGGACGGGCUAGAAAUUACUCACAACAGUCGAGCUGAGGCCAUAACUGAGGCUGUGUUCACAAAGUGGGUCAACAGUGAGAAGACACCAGUGACAUGGGACAACCUUUUGUCAACAUUGCGGCGUUCAGGCUUGGAGAGACUUGCUACACUUGUAGAGAGUGGACUGAUAUGAUUCUGGUUUUGUAUAAUACUUCGUUUAUAUAUACACCUACACCACAUCCAUUUUAUGCUAAGGC
Molecule: messenger RNA, 1781 nt
Organism: Geodia barretti
Lineage: Eukaryota; Metazoa; Porifera; Demospongiae; Tetractinellida; Geodiidae
Source: the annotation of a GenBank genome assembly